UUAUGAGCGCAGCGCUGCAGGUAACGGCGACUAUACGCGGCGAAACUUUAGCGAUUCAGAGUCUGAUGAGCUCAGACCAUUAUCAUAAUGCUGUCGGCUACACCAGGGAUUUAUUCAAAAAAUCUCGAGAUUAUCUUACAAUAACUUUGAAUCAAUCAAGCUACGAGUUUAAAUCAAGCAUAUAUCGCCUUGGUGGGGUAAGGUGAACCCGUUUGGGGAUAAGAUUUAUUGCAUUCUGCAGUGGCGAAGAAGUUGCUCCAGGGGUUCCGCUAACUCUCAGGCAGUAUGAGGGUCGAAGCCCACAGGACGUGUCACUUCAUGCAAGAGCUUGAUUGGUGGCGCGAACGGAGUCUAUUCGAUUGAUUUUUAGGGACAAUUUACAUACUUACACUAUUCAAUACUUAAAACUAUUACAUUUUGGCCAGUGGGAUGGUUAAACCAUGCCGCUAGCCAAUGAAAGUUACUAUAUCUGUAAUGCGG
Messenger RNA from Plasmopara halstedii, 480 nucleotides. RefSeq lists its product as uncharacterized. The record is from RefSeq and is a predicted model, not a curated record. NCBI's taxonomy places the organism in Eukaryota, Oomycota, Peronosporomycetes, Peronosporales, Peronosporaceae. Bases 3 to 206 code for a protein of 67 amino acids. The transcript has a single exon.